Manihot esculenta (cassava) is the source of this 1954-nucleotide messenger RNA. RefSeq names its product protein ASPARTIC PROTEASE IN GUARD CELL 1. The record is from RefSeq and is a predicted model, not a curated record. Gene Ontology annotation, molecular function: aspartic-type endopeptidase activity. Lineage: Eukaryota; Viridiplantae; Streptophyta; Magnoliopsida; Malpighiales; Euphorbiaceae. Gene Ontology annotation, biological process: proteolysis. The transcript has a single exon. The coding region runs from base 160 to 1611 and encodes 483 amino acids.
ACGAUUGGAUAUUUCUUUGGAGGUCCACCAACAGUCUUUUUAUGCUGCUUUAUUCUUUUUCUCAACGAGCCAAGCGUGACGUGAGUCCCUCCUUUUAAAAGCGCAAUUCACUCCAACCGUUUCUAUCCAAUUCCUACCGUUCUGUUCAUACCGGCGACAAUGGGACUUGUCUUUUGCGUUCUCUUCGCCCUCUUUCUCACUCCUCCGUUCGCCUCUUCUCGAAUCUUAUCACACAGCCCUGCAACUUCACUUCUCGAUGUCAAAGCCUCCAUUAAGAGAACCAGAGACGUUUUCUCUUCUGUUCCUGAAACGACACCGUUACACCACCAAGAGACCGCUUCCUAUUCCUCCUCGUUGUUGUCAAUGGAGCUACACUCUAGAACUUCCGUUCAUAUGGCUUCACAUACCGACUACAAAUCUCUUACUUUAGCUCGACUCGAGCUCGAUUCCGCCCGAGUUAGAUCUCUCACCUCUCGUUUAGAUCUGGCCAUUCAUGGCAGCUCCGCCUCGGAUCUUAAGCCGCUUUAUAGUGAUAUGGAGUUCAAAGCUGAGGAUCUUCAAAGUCCCAUCGUCUCCGGGACUAGUCAAGGAAGUGGUGAGUAUUUCUCCCGUAUUGGAAUUGGAAAACCGCCGAGUUCCGUUUAUAUGGUGCUCGACACUGGCAGUGAUGUUAAUUGGGUUCAAUGCGAACCCUGUGCUGAUUGCUACCAGCAAGUCGAUCCGAUCUUUGACCCUGCUUACUCUGCUUCAUACUCGACUCUUACAUGCGAGACCAAACAAUGCAAGUCCCUCGACAUAUCUGAGUGUCGAAACGGUACGUGUCUCUACGAAGUGUCCUACGGAGACGGCUCAUAUACCGUCGGCGAUUUUGUUACCGAAACCAUCACUCUCGGCUCAACUUCGAUUGAAAAUAUAGCCAUUGGCUGUGGACAUAAUAAUCAAGGUUUGUUUGUUGGAGCCGCCGGUUUGCUUGGACUUGGUGGCGGUUCACUCUCUUUCCCGUCUCAGAUAAAUGCUGCGAGUUUCUCUUAUUGUCUCACUGAUCGCGACUCCGACUCUGCUUCAACUCUCGAGUUUAACUCCACUUUCCUUCCAAAUGCUGUUACUGCUCCAUUAAUCAGUAACCACGAGCUCGAGACGUUUUAUUACGUCGGCAUAACAGGUCUGAGUGUAGGUGGCGAGUUGCUCUCUAUUCCCGAGUCAGCAUUCAAAAUGGACGAGUCAGGAAACGGAGGGAUAAUUAUUGACUCAGGCACUGCCAUAACUCGGCUUCAAACGGACACUUAUAACUCUCUACGUGACGCAUUUGUUAAUGCCACGAAGAACUUGCCGACGACCAACGGCGUUGCAUUAUUCGACACGUGUUACGAUUUGUCAACGAAGGGUAGCGUGGAGGUUCCAACGGUGUCGUUUCACUUCCCGGAAGGCAAGGUGUUACCGUUACCAGCGAAGAAUUACCUGAUACCGGUUGACUCGGAGGGAACGUUUUGUUUUGCGUUUGCUCCAACGACUUCGAUGCUGUCAAUUAUUGGGAACGUACAGCAGCAGGGGACACGUGUCGGUUUCGAUAUCGCCAAUUCUCGUAUUGGCUUCGAGCCUAAUAAAUGCUAGGGGCUGAUGGGAUGUUAUUAUUUAAUUCUCGUUGACGGUUUUAUCCCUAACGGUGAUUAUAUUUUACGAGGUAUAGCUCUGAAAUGUGGCCUAGGAGUAAUGUUGAGAUAGCCGUUACGUUGUAGAUGACAGAUGUGGGUGUUAAUUUAAAGGAAAGAAAGCAAAAUGCUAUUUUAAUGUAUAAUUUGCAGGGUCAUCCCUUUAUUCCUGCACAAAUGAGGGGAGAUGUUCUCUUUAUGCUUCGGGUGGCAGGGGAUUCUGACCUCACAGAUCUUCUUUGGCAUUGUUUGAUUUCGAUUGUAAGUGAAGCUAUUCACACUAUUUACUCUUUUUUUUUUCUCAA